Linum tenue is the source of this 610-nucleotide messenger RNA. The record is from the annotation of a GenBank genome assembly. NCBI's taxonomy places the organism in Eukaryota, Viridiplantae, Streptophyta, Magnoliopsida, Malpighiales, Linaceae.
GAAACAAAAUCCAAACGCCAUCCGGAUUUACGGAUGAGGACAACCUUAACCCACCGCUGGGGUUCAUGGAUUCUUUGUCUUGUUAGUUUUUAGUGUUCUACUAGAUAAAACUUUCGCGUUGAGAACAUCACACGUCGCCAACAAAUCGCACAGACGUGGCAGCUGCGGGAACUGCCACUGCGACACCUUUCCACCGUCCCCUUCUUCAUUCCUUUGAAAACCUGCCCUGGAUCAUUCUUUGCCUCUCUUCCUUUCUAUACGCCAACAAGUGUAAAUUUAGCUGUCUCCCGAGGGAAGAGAAAGAGCUGCGGGGGGAAAAUGGGUUCAGAGACAUUCCUAGAGGUGAUAUUGGCUAUUCUCUUGCCACCGGUUGGUGUCUUUCUUCGAUAUGGCUGUGGGCAGGUGGAAUUCUGGAUAGCCUUGUUGUUGACACUGCUUGGAUACAUUCCUGGUAUAGUAUACGCCAUUUAUGUACUGGUGGGAUAGCAGCAGCAGCAGCAGCAGCAGAAGAAGGCUUAAAGAGAGAGAGAUCUGUUGAGUUGUUGGCUUUUCUGCUGUCUUCUGUUUCCCCUGUAUGUUGUUUUGGUGUGACUUAAGAUGUUGUUUCAGG